CUACCCCAUACCUCACUCACACCAAGUGCCCACCCCGGCCACCCAGCCUGAGGGCAGCUUCGUUAUGGACUCUACGUCCAUCAUGAUGCCCACUUCGCAGGGCCAUGUAGUCUCCCUCCCACUCACGAACGGCCACGGCUCACCGUACGCGGCUGACACAACGGCGACGAACGGUCUGGCAUCCCACAGUGACAGCGAUAUGUCCAACACCAACGAGGACGUCGUAGCAGAGCCAGCCUCUGACGCCGACGCACCAGGCGAAGACGAUGACGAAGACGUAGAGAUGGCCCAGGACUCGGAAUCUUCUGAUGAUGUGGAUGCUGAGGGCGAGGCGGACGGCGAUUAUGAUUCUGAAUCACCGCCGCCGGAGCAGGCAGAGAGUGAUGAUGCCCGCAGCUCAGUGUCCCAAGAGUCCAGUAGACCGUCGAAACGGAAGGCCAGCCCAGAAGGGGACGACUACAUCACACAGAACCCCGAGCUUUAUGGCCUGCGUCGCAGCGGUCGCGCCAGGCCUCACCGUCGAGUGGUCGAUAGCAGCGAUGAGGAUGAUGAUUCUGGCUCUGACGUGCCUCGUAAACGACAGCGCACAGCCUCGCGCAAAGCGUCAAAGCAAGCUACACCAGUCUUCCGGUCAGCCGACUCUGACUCUGACUCUGAUGGCUACGUUGGCCCUCGUCGCAGCAUGCCCAGCAAGAAGGACCGCCAACGGCAACUGCUUGUGGCCCAAGGAUCGCUGCCCCCAUCACAAGCGGAGGUCCGCUUCUCUUCACGGCGCACCGCACAAGCUACCAACUACAAUGAAGAAGAGGACGAAGAUUCCUUCUUAGAGUCUGAAGAUGAGACUACACCCGCCUACUGGGCCAACGUGCCUGAAGAGACCGGUCCCAUCAUCGACAAGGUGCUCGACCACCGGCCACUAGAGGGCACAGAAGUUGACCCUUCAUAUGCCCAGAAGAAGGACUUCGAGUACUUGAUCAAAUGGCAAGACAAGGCACACUACCACUCCACGUGGGAAGACUACCGAACAGCAGCUUCAUAUAAAGGCUUUCGAAAGCUGGACAACUACUUCAAAGGUCCCGUCAUGGCCGACAUGUACGCUACCUACAAGAGAAAGCAAGAGCCCGAGGAGUACGAGCAACACAUGGUCGCCCGUGAGACUGAACGUCAAAGCCAGCUUGACUUCCAAGUUGUCGAGCGUGUCAUCGACUCACAAGACGGCGAAGGCGAGACAGAGUACUACGUCAAAUGGAAGGGUUUGACUUACGAAUUCUGCACAUGGGAGCCUGCUUCUCUUGUCAGUCGCCUCUCACAGACCGAGAUCGACCGUUUUCUCGAUCGCUCUUCGAAUCGUCCAUCCUCAGACUUGAGCGAGUCGAACAUGAAGACACGGCGGAAGUUCGUGAAGCUCGACGAGCAGCCGGACUACAUAAAGUUUGGCCGACUGAGACCUUUCCAGCUGCAAGGCGUGAACUUCCUUGCGCACAACUGGUGUAGAGGGACCAAUGUCAUCUUGGCUGAUGAGAUGGGUCUUGGCAAAACUGUGCAGACUGUCUCGUUCAUGAACUGGCUGCGACACGAUCGUGGCCAGGAUGGACCUUUCAUCUGCGUUGUGCCUCUCUCAACCAUGCCGGCCUGGGCGGACACCUUCAACAACUGGACACCUGACAUCAACUAUGUCAUCUACACUGGCAGGGAAGACGCUCGAAGCAUCAUCCGAGACAAGGAACUUCUCGUUGAUGGCAAUCCUAGGAAGAUCAAGUUCAACGUGUUGUUGACAACAUACGAAUACGUCCUUGCUGACUGGCAGUUUCUGUCAAGCAUCAAGUGGCAGUUCCUUGCUGUUGACGAAGCGCAUCGGUUGAAGAACCGCGAGUCUCAGCUGUAUGAAAAGCUUCGAGGCUUCAGCGCACCAAGUCGACUACUCAUCACUGGCACUCCUAUUCAGAACACGUUAGGAGAACUGUCUGCGCUGAUGGACUUCCUCAUGCCAGGCAAGAUCACUGUUGAUGAGGAGGUCGAUCUUGCGUCUGAAGAUGCCAGCCACAAGCUUGCCGAGCUCAGCGAGGCGAUCCAACCGUACAUGAUCCGCCGCACAAAAGAGAAGGUCGAAAACGAUCUGCCACCAAAGUCGGAGAAGAUUCUUCGCGUUGAGUUGUCCGACAUCCAGCUUGAGUACUACAAGAACAUCCUCACUCGUAACUACGAGGCUCUCAACGAAGGCGGUUCCGGUCAGAAGCAGUCUUUACUGAACAUCGUCAUGGAGUUGAAGAAAGCCAGCAACCAUGCAUUGCUCUUCCCCAACGCCGAGGCUAAGUUCAUAAAGGGCGAUGCCACUAAGGACGAGACUUUGAAGGCACUCAUCACCACCAGCGGAAAGAUGAUGUUGCUUGAUCAACUGUUGACCAAGCUCAAGAGAGAUGGUCACCGUGUCCUAAUCUUCAGUCAGAUGGUUCAUAUGCUGGACAUCCUAACAGAUUACCUCAAACUUCGCAACUACACAUACCAGCGUCUGGAUGGUACUGUUCCGGCAAGCGAGAGGAAGAUUGCCAUCGAUCACUUUAACGCUCCUGGCAGUGAUGAUUACUGCUUCCUUUUGUCGACUCGUGCUGGUGGCUUGGGUAUCAACUUGAUGACUGCUGACACAGUCGUUCUCUUUGACUCGGACUGGAAUCCUCAGGCCGAUUUGCAGGCCAUGGCUCGAGCUCAUCGUAUUGGUCAGCAGAAGCCCGUCAGUGUCUACCGUCUCGUCUCGAAGGACACCAUCGAGGAGGAGAUUCUGGAGCGAGCUCGCAACAAGCGUAUGCUGGAGUUCAUCACCAUUCAACGUGGUGUCACAGAUCGCCAGCAGAAGGAGCUCAACGACAAGAUGAGUCGCGUUGUCGCCGAACCAAACUCUGCCGACGACAUCAACAACAUUUUGAAACGUCGUGGUCAGAAGAUGUUUGAACAGUCAGGCAACCAGAAGAAGCUUGAAGAGCUCGAUAUCGACUCUGUUCUGGAGAACGCCGAAGAGCAUAAGACCGAGCAAGCCGCAGGUCUAACCUCUGAUGGUGGUGCAGAGUUCCUUAAGAACUUCGAGUACACUGACGUCAAGAUCGACCUGGAGUGGGACGACAUCAUUCCCAAAGAAGAGCUCGAGGUUGUUAAGGCUGAGAUACAGCAGCGGAAAGAUGACGAGCAGACCCAGAAGCUCCUCGAUGAAAGUGCUCCUCGCAAACGUAAGGCGGCUGCGGCGAGUGCACGGGAGCAACGGGCCGCAAAGAAGCGCGCUAUGGAGGCCUCCCGGGAUGUCGACGUCGACGAUGAUGAACCGUCAGAAGACGACAACGUUAAGCGUGAUCCGAAGCGUCCGCUCAACACCAAAGAAACACGAAACUUGAUCCGUGCCUACGAACGAUACGGUUCAUUGGAGGAGCGUGCCGAUGAGAUGCUCAAGGCUGCGAAGCUGAUCGGCCGGGACAUGAACGUUGUCAGCAGCACGCUCAACACCGUCAUCACUACCAGCCAAGAUCUUGUCAAACAGGAACAAGCAAGGCUCAAGAAACUGGAGGUUGACGAGAAUCGCGCCAUUACCAAAAAGGACAAGAAGGCUGUACUCUUCGACUUCAAUGGCGUAAAGAAGCUGAACGCUGAGACUAUCAUCGAUCGGCCCGUCGAAAUGCGCAUCCUCAAAGAGGCAGUCGAGGCUGUGCAAGAUUGGCACAACUUCCGCAUUGCAGACGCUAUCAAGCCUGCGAGCUACUCUUGUCCUUGGGGCGCGCGAGAGGACGGCAUGCUCAGCGUGGGAAUUUCCCGCCAUGGUUACGGUGCCUGGGUGCAAAUCCGCGACGAUCCGGAACUCGGACUGACUGACAAGUUCUUCCUGGAGGAACACCGCGUCGACAAGAAGGAAGAACGCACCAAGGGUGAGGAGAAAAAUGCAAAGUCUCCUGGUGCGGUGCACUUGGUCCGCCGGGCCAACUAUCUUCUUACCGUCCUCAAGGACAAGACUGGUGCUGACCCUAACGCAAAGCGUCUGAUGGAGAACCAUCACCGCAACAACAAGAAGCAUCACCUGAACGCUGCCCGCAGAACCGACAAGGCAUCGAGCGUUUCUGCUAGUCCAGCACCUCCCGGUCAUGGCAGAAAAGUUGUGUCGCGUGAUAUCAGUCGCCCGAUUCAGCGCACACAUAGCAACAGCGAGAGUCGACGCCCAGAGGGUCGUACUGAUCACCGACAGCACGAUAAGCCUAGGCAUAGUGACCAGUACCGACCAUCAGAUGCACAUCGCAACCGCGAUGACCGGGGUAGUGUUGACAGACGCUCAGAACACCCUGAACGCACUGAUACACCGGAGUUUAGACGAAAGAUCAGUGGCGACCUGGAACGACAGCGAUCUAGAGAUGACCGGCCCCGUCCGUCGGAGGAGCGACCUCGUGCGCCUAGCCAGAGCCAGAAUCAUAACCGCAGCGUCGACUUGACUCCUAAGACGAGCAAGGAGAAGAGUCCGGAAGAUUUCGUGGAGCGUAAGAUGAGACCGGUGCGCGACAAUCUCAACCGUCUCAAGAAGGCAACAGCGAAGAAUUACCCACAGAAGGAGAUCAUGAUCAAGGUCCUCAAGACUGAGUUGAUUGCCAUCGGCAACUUCAUCCGUGCAGAGACCCGUGACAACGCCGAGCUCGAAGAGCGCUUGUGGAACUACACGGUUAACAACCAUUGGCCACGGACUGGCGUUACCGUCCCACAGGUCAAGGGGAUGUACAGUAAGAUGCGCAGCUCCGAAAUGAACGGCAAGCAGUCUGCAACCCCGCAGCAGAGCAACGGACAGAAGACAGAAUCGUAACAUAUUUGGAGAGAUGGCACGCUUCGGCGUUCAGCAUGAAGACUAUUUGUACGGCGUUUUCGAUUGUAUGGCGGCAAACAAUCUUGAUUCUUGGGCAUAGCGUAGGUGUUCGGUUGUUGGACUACUCGAGGCAUUUUUCUCGAGCAGCGUCUGACUUUGUUUUUAUUGCAUGAGCCGCUACGAGCGUGCUCGAUAUGGUGUUUUACAUAGGUUCUGAAGAAGGCGCAUCACAAGGAACAAAACAUGGUGGGGUGUUGCAUGAGCAUUUACGAUAUUUGGCAUGGACACGUGCAUCGUCCUAUCGCUUCAUGGCAGGGGCACGACUGUCAAUAGCGCCGAUAUUCUUCGCGAGAUUGUGCAUUUACAACCCAGUGGUGGCAUAGCUGCCUAGAGACAAUUCAGAGUCACA
Messenger RNA from Macroventuria anomochaeta, 5231 nucleotides. RefSeq lists its product as uncharacterized. The coding region runs from base 65 to 4822 and encodes 1585 amino acids. The transcript is spliced from 7 exons. The record is from RefSeq and is a predicted model, not a curated record. Gene Ontology annotation, cellular component: chromatin; nucleus. Lineage: Eukaryota; Fungi; Ascomycota; Dothideomycetes; Pleosporales; Didymellaceae. Gene Ontology annotation, biological process: regulation of transcription by RNA polymerase II; nucleosome organization. Gene Ontology annotation, molecular function: chromatin binding; ATP binding; DNA binding.